Galeopterus variegatus (Sunda flying lemur) is the source of this 2539-nucleotide messenger RNA. It is a transcript of the gene CSF2RA, whose product is annotated as colony stimulating factor 2 receptor, alpha, low-affinity (granulocyte-macrophage). Lineage: Eukaryota; Metazoa; Chordata; Mammalia; Dermoptera; Cynocephalidae. The record is from RefSeq and is a predicted model, not a curated record. Gene Ontology annotation, molecular function: protein binding; cytokine receptor activity. The transcript is spliced from 12 exons. Gene Ontology annotation, biological process: immunoglobulin mediated immune response; cytokine-mediated signaling pathway. The coding region runs from base 39 to 1286 and encodes 415 amino acids. Gene Ontology annotation, cellular component: membrane; external side of plasma membrane.
AACAGAGCAGAGAGCAGCAACUUGAAGGAGGGAGACGGAUGCAGGGGGUGCUUCUGUGUCCCACGGGCAGCCACAUGGGUCUCCAGGCCACGGUCCUUAUACUGUCUUUGAUCCUGGAGCCAGAGUUCCUCCUGACCCAGGAGCAACUGGAUCCGCCAACCAGGGAACCAGUCUCCAGCUCUAGUCUAAAUGUGAAGUUCAACCCAAGGACAAUGGCGUUAACUUGGGACUGCAAAGAAAAUGCCACCGACAUCCAGUGUUUGAUGAUUCACAAGGAAAAAGGACGAAUUAUCAAAAAGCCCACGAAGGAAGAAUGCUCAUGUGCGUUUCAGGAAUUUUCUCUGCACGAAGGAGUCACACUCGAGGUUUGCAUUAGUACCAGUCAAAGAUUGUUUCAAGAAAAACUGCUCUUUACUAACCCAGGUGGGGCGGGCACAGCGGCCUGGAACUUCUCCUGUGUUAUCUACAAUGCGGAUUUCAUGAACUGCACCUGGGCGAAGGGCCCAGCAGCCCCCCGUGACGUGCAGUAUUUUUUGUACAUGCAAAACUCAAAGAAGACAGAAAGGGAAAGAGAGUGUCCUCAUUAUAUACAGGACUCGGGGACCCACGUGGGAUGCCACAUGGAAGACCUCUCAGGCCUAUCUUUCCGAAAUUACUUCCUGGUUAACGGAACCAGCCAAGGAACAGGAAUCCAAUUCUUCGAUACAAUUUUGUCGAUAAAGGAGAUAGAACAAUUCAGCCCGCCGGCCAAUGUCACCGUCCACUGCAACACAUCACACUGCCUCAUCUGGUGGGAACAGCCAAGGACCUACAAACACAGGUCCUCUAAGGAGUUCCAGUACCAACUGGACAUCCAGAGACAGAGCCUGGAGUCCAGCAGUAGAAAUUCCCUGAUUGAUGUUUCGGGUGAUUUUGAAAAUAAAUACAGCUUUCCAAGCCGGGAGCCCAGAGCUAAACACGCUGUGAAAAUCAGAGCCGCCGAUGCCCGGAUUCCGCACUGGAGCGCCUGGAGCCAGCCCGUGGAGUUCGGCUCUGAAGCACAAGAAUCCAGCUUCGUGCACAUCUCCGUGCUAGUGGUCCUGGGGAGCUUCGUCUGUGCCCUGGCCCUGAUCUUCCUCCUAAAAAGGUUCCUUGGGAGGCACGGCCUUUUCCCCCCAAUUCCACGGGUCAAAGAUAAAUUGAAUGAAAACCACCAAGUCGCCGACCAGAUAGUCUGGGAGGAAUUCACACCAGGAGCAGGAAAAGGUGACAAUGAAGACGUCUUAACCGUAGAAGACGUCGCAUAAGGCUCAGGUGCUGGCGUGGGAAUUGACCUACGCCCUGAGACAUUCUGGAAAUUGGUUUUUGUUCCGGGGUUGUUGGGGUUUUUUGCCAAUGUUGUGAGCCUCUGUAUAGUUUUCUAUCUUUUUUAGCUAAAAAAAAAUGUGAUAUUUUGGCAAAGAAUCUUGCAGCCUGAGGAACUGUUCGGUCCCCUUCGGACAAAGCCAUGUAAGGCACUGUCCUGCCUCCUGCAUCAACGAUGGACACUUGGUUGGAGCCCCACAGGAGGUGUCCUCCCUGCCAGUGGCACCUGGGCUGGGACUGCUGGCCCCUGACACCCCGGCGUUCCCUGUUGGGGCAUUUGCUUCCUUUUUCCUUCCACCAGCUCCUGUUUAGCAGUCAAUGAGCAUCCUGUCCCCAAGGGAUCACAAACCGAUGAGCUUAAAACAACACGCAUUUGUUAUCACGCAGCUCCAGCAGCCACGUGUCACACACGGGUCCCCCUGGGCUCAAAUCCAGGUGUCAGCAGGGCUGGCUCCUACUGGAGGCCCCAAGAGCAAAUGGUUUUUUCCCUCUCUCCAGUUUCUAGAGACUGUGACAUUCUUUGUCUGGGGCCCUGCAUCCUUCUGACCCCUAUUUCCAUCCUCACAUCUCCUCCCCUGUGUCUGACCUUCCUGCCACCCUCCUAUAAGGACCCUGUGAUAACAUUUAGGGACCACCUGGACAAUCCCGAAUCAUCUCAUCUCAAAAUCCUUGAUGUAAUCACAUUUGCAGAGUCCCCUUUGCCAUGUAAGAGCACAACUUAAGAGGUUCCAGGGUCUAAGUGGGGACAUCUUUGGGGUCAUUAUUCUGUCUAACACAUUGGGGCUGGGAUGUGGACAUCUCUGGCGGCUGCUGUGGAUUGAAUCGUGUCCCCCCAACCACCACCAAAGUUUAAUAUGUUGGGGGCUUGGUAUUCACUGUGACAAUAUUAAGAGGGUGGGAAACCCUAUUGUAUGUGAAAGGGCUUUGGAGAGGUGAUUCGACUGUGAGGACCAUGCCCUGAUGAAUGAAUUAAUCCACUGAUGGUUUCAUGGUGGUCGUGGGCGUAGUUCUGAUGGCUUUAAAAGGAGACUCUGUGAGAAGCUCUACCUCCCUCUUUGCUCAAGCCAUGUUCCAUGUAACCCCCUGUGCCACUUCAGAGUUACCACUAAGAAAAGGCCCCCACCAGCUGUGUUCCCUGGACUUUGGACUUCCCAGCCUCUGAAACUGUAAGAAAUAAAUUCUAUUUCUUUAUGCA